Hibiscus syriacus is the source of this 478-nucleotide messenger RNA. RefSeq lists its product as uncharacterized. The transcript has a single exon. Bases 32 to 478 code for a protein of 148 amino acids. The record is from RefSeq and is a predicted model, not a curated record. NCBI's taxonomy places the organism in Eukaryota, Viridiplantae, Streptophyta, Magnoliopsida, Malvales, Malvaceae.
UCUCUUGUUUUCUUUGUAGCCAAACAGCAAUAUGAGCAAAAAGGGCAGCAAAGUAAGCAGAUAUCUGAAGGCACCGGUGAAGAUUCUGAUCAAAGCCAGAGAUUUAUACAUAAAAAGCAUGACAGAAUACUCGAAUCAGAUUGGAUACGGCUCAGUCAUCGGUUGCCCUACAGGCCAACUUAAUACUUUGACCAGGAGCCGUAGUGUCUACUCGACGAGACCAAGAAGCAGUGAUGAUAACUGGAAGGAACUCAUCAGUGCCGCUUCAACAAGCAGUUUAGGCAACAACAUGGUUCAGCUGGACAAUCUUAAACCACAGCAGGCAAGGCAGUCUCCGAAAACUGGAAAUCACAAUGUUGUAAUUGUCGGAUUGAUGAAGUCAAGUCUUGUGAGUUUGAAGAAGAUGAGUUCGAGGUCAAGACUGAUGUUUUCCCAAGAAGCAGGAGCUAUGCUGUUACAAGCACAAAACGUGCCUUAA